CGCCGGGCGGUUGGGGCCGCCAUUGCCUCCGCUCAGUAGCGUCCGCCGCUGCCGCCAUGGAGCUCCAGGAGUCCUCGUCGCCUCUCCGCCCCGCCAACGAGAACGUCCGGCUGCCCAAGGGCGAUGGCAGCAAGAAGGGGAUGUCGGUGGAGCACAUCUACCAGAAGAAGACGCAGCUGGAGCACAUCCUGCUCCGGCCCGACACCUACAUCGGCUCCGUGGAGCUGGUCACCCAGCAAAUGUGGGUUUUUGAUGAGGGCGUGGGCCUUAACUGCAGAGAUGUGACCUUUGUGCCUGGCUUAUACAAAAUCUUCGAUGAGAUUCUAGUCAAUGCCGCAGACAACAAGCAGAGGGACAAAAGCAUGUCGUGCAUUAAAGUUACAAUUGAUGUAGAGAAUAACACAAUCAGUGUAUGGAACAAUGGGAAAGGUAUCCCAGUUGUUGAACACAAAGUGGAGAAGGUCUAUGUGCCUGCUCUUAUCUUUGGACAGCUACUAACAUCCAGCAACUACGAUGACAACGAAAAGAAAGUCACAGGUGGGCGAAAUGGUUACGGAGCCAAACUGUGCAACAUAUUUAGCAAAAAAUUUACUGUUGAAACUGCAUCUCGUGAAUACAAAAAGUUAUUCAAGCAGACCUGGACAGAUAACAUGGGAAAGGCCGGUGAAAUGAAGCUGAUGUAUUUUGAUGGAGAAGAUUACACGUGUGUCACUUUCCAACCUGAUCUGUCAAAAUUCAAAAUGACAAUUCUUGACAAAGACAUUGUCGCACUAAUGUCUCGAAGAGCGUAUGAUAUUGCUGGAUCCACAAAGGAUGUCAAAGUUUUCCUAAAUGGACAGAGGCUCCCUGUCAAAGGAUUCCGCAGUUAUGUGGACCUCUAUCUGAAGGACAAAGUCGAUGAAACUGGGAAUGCACUUAAGGUUAUCCAUGAGGAAGUAAAUUCUCGGUGGGAAGUGUGUUUGACUUCAAGUGAAAAAGGCUUCCAGCAAGUCAGCUUUGUCAACAGCAUUGCCACUACAAAGGGUGGCAGGCACGUUGAUUAUGUAGCUGACCAGGUUGUGACUAAAAUCAUUGAUGUUGUGAAAAAGAAGAACAAAAAUGGAGUUGCAGUGAAGCCUUUUCAGGUGAAGAAUCACAUGUGGAUUUUCAUUAAUUCCUUAAUUGAAAACCCAACCUUUGACUCUCAGACGAAGGAGAACAUGACUCUGCAGGCAAAGAACUUCGGCUCAACCUGUAAACUGAGUGAAAAAUUUAUUAAGGGUGCAGUUGGCUGUGGCAUUGUUGAAAGUAUCCUAAACUGGGUAAAAUUUAAAGCUCAGAGCCAGCUGAAUAAGAAAUGUUCAGCAGUGAAACACACCAAGAUUAAGGGUGUUCCUAAGCUGGAUGAUGCCAAUGAUGCUGGCAGCAAGAAUUCUUUAGAUUGUACACUUAUCCUGACCGAGGGAGACUCAGCCAAAACACUGGCUGUCUCUGGUCUAGGAGUGGUUGGAAGAGACAAAUACGGAGUAUUUCCCCUUCGUGGGAAAAUGCUCAACGUCCGAGAAGCUUCUCAUAAGCAGAUUAUGGAAAACGCUGAAAUCAACAACAUCAUCAAGAUUGUGGGUUUGCAAUAUAAGAAGAACUAUGAAGAUCAAGAAUCUUUAAAGACUCUUCGCUAUGGAAAGAUUAUGAUUAUGACAGAUCAGGAUCAAGAUGGAUCCCAUAUCAAAGGUUUGCUGAUUAACUUCAUCCAUCACAACUGGCCGUCUCUUCUAAGACACAACUUUUUGGAGGAAUUUAUUACUCCCAUCAUAAAGGCUUCUAAAAAUAAAGAAGAAAUUGCAUUCUACAGCAUCCCUGAAUUUGAAGAGUGGAAAAACAGUACACAGAACUACAAUUCGUGGAAAAUCAAGUACUAUAAAGGUCUGGGUACCAGCACAUCGAAGGAGGCUAAGGAAUACUUUGCAGAUAUGGCUAAACACCGAAUUGGCUUCAAAUAUUCCGGUCCUGAAGAUGAUGCUGCGAUCACCCUGGCCUUUAGCAAGAAGAAGGUAGAAGAGCGAAAGGAGUGGCUGACUAAUUUCAUGGAGGACAGAAGACAAAGGAAGCUGCAUGGUCUGCCAGAGGAAUACCUAUAUGGGAAAAAUACUAAUUACCUGACGUACAAUGACUUCAUCAACAAGGAGUUAGUGCUGUUCUCCAACUCAGAUAACGAAAGAUCGAUCCCGUCACUGGUUGAUGGUUUGAAGCCAGGUCAAAGAAAAGUUCUGUUCACGUGUUUCAAACGGAACGAUAAGCGGGAGGUGAAGGUUGCUCAGUUGGCUGGUUCUGUAGCAGAGAUGUCCUCAUACCAUCAUGGUGAAACGUCGCUGAUGAUGACCAUUAUCAACUUAGCUCAGAACUUUGUGGGCAGCAACAACCUCAACCUGCUGCAGCCCAUCGGGCAGUUUGGCACCAGGCUGCAUGGUGGGAAGGACUCUGCCAGCCCUCGAUACAUUUUCACAAUGCUCAGCCCACUAGCCCGGCUGCUGUUCCCAACAAUGGAUGACAACAUCCUGAGGUUCCUGUAUGAUGACAAUCAGCGUGUGGAGCCAGAAUGGUAUAUGCCCAUCAUCCCAAUGGUGCUCAUCAACGGGGCAGAAGGGAUUGGUACUGGCUGGUCCUGUAAGAUCCCCAACUUUGAUGUCAGGGAAGUUGUGAAUAAUAUCCGUCGUCUGAUGGAUGGAGAAGAGCCAUUGCCAAUGAUUCCAAGUUAUAAGAAUUUCAAAGGCACGAUAGAUGAGCUGGGACCUAAUCAGUAUGUGAUAAGUGGGGAAGUGUCUAUCCUUGAUUCUACAACCAUUGAGAUCACUGAGCUGCCUGUCAGAACAUGGACACAGACUUAUAAAGAGCAAGUUCUGGAGCCGAUGUUAAAUGGGACUGAGAAGACACCCCCACUGAUCACAGACUAUAAGGAAUAUCACACAGACACCACAGUGAAGUUUGUAGUGAAGAUGACUGAAGAAAAACUAGCUGAAGCGAAUGCAGCGGGGCUCCAUAAGGUCUUCAAACUCCAAACAAAUUUAACGUGCAACUCCAUGGUUCUUUUUGACCACGUUGGCUUUCUCAAGAAGUACGACUCUCCCCAGGAUAUUCUUAAAGAGUUCUUUGAACUCAGGCUCCGAUACUACAGUUUGAGAAAAGAAUGGCUUAUUGGAAUGUUAAGUGCCGAGUCCGCGAAGCUGAGCAACCAGGCUCGUUUCAUCCUGGAGAAAAUAGAUGGCAAAAUCGUCAUCGAAAACAAACCCAAGAAAGAGUUGAUUCAGGUUCUUAUCCAGAGGGGGUAUGAAUCUGAUCCAGUGAAGGCUUGGAAGGAAUCGCAAAACAAGGAAGAAGAAGAGGAGGAGGAGGAGGAGGAGAGUGAGAGAGAAUCAGCUGCAGCUAAAGGACCAGACUUCAACUAUCUGCUGAACAUGCCCCUGUGGUAUCUGACUAAAGAGAAGAAAGAUGAACUCUGUAAGCAGAGAGAUAACAAAGAAGCGGAGCUGGAAAGCCUGAAGCGCAAGAGUCCCUCUGACCUGUGGAAGGAAGACCUGGCCGUCUUUGUUGAAGAACUUGAUGCAGUGGAAGCCAAGCAAGCUCAGGAUGAGCUGGCAGGGAUUGUUGGGAAACCUCUGAAGGGGGUGAAAGGAGGGAAGGUGAAGGUGAAGAAGGCACAGCUGCCAGAAGUAAUGCCAUCCCCCCACGGCAUCAGGGUGGUUCCUCGGAUAACUGCAGAGAUGAAGGCAGAGGCGGAGAAGAGAUCGAAAAAGAAAAUAAAGAGCGAAAAAAAUGAAUUUGAUGAGAAUCAAGAAGAAAACGCAUCAGGAGACAAAGAACCUUCAGGCCUUAAGCAGAGAUUAGCAAAGAAACGUAAUGCUGAGCAAGGUGCGAGGAAACAGACCACUCUGCCCUUUAAGCCAUUGAAGAAAAUGAAGAAGCGAAACCCUUGGUCUGACUCAGGGUCUGACUCAGAGUCUGAUUUUGAAGCUCCUCCUCAGAGAGAGAAGGUGGUUCGUCAGGCAGCAGCCAAAGUCAAGACUAUAAUCAGUUCGGACUCGGAUGAAAAUCUCUCCAACUCAGAGGAGGAGUCUGAAUUUCAGGCCGACAGCGAAGGCAACACCGACUCCGACACGAGCUUGAAAGAAAAACCUGCUCCCAAGCCCAAAGCGGCUCCAAAGGGAACCACCGAAAAAGCAGCUAAAGCUCCCAAGCCAAAGCCCGAGCAAAGCACUGUCCCUGUUCAAGCCCAAGAAGUUGCUGAUGAGAACCCGAGUGAAGCUCCUGCAGAUCCUCCUGUCCCUGUGCCUCAGAGGAAGGCCGGGUCCAAAAAACCUGCUGCAGCCAAGAAGGCCAGUGCCACUAAGGAUCACCAGCCCUCCAUCCUGGAGGUUCUGGCCAAGAAAAAGGCUGCCCCCAAACCCAGCAAGGCAGCGGCGGCGAAGGAGGCGGCUCCGGAUGCGGAGGCCAAAGGAGCAGGUGGCAAGAAGCCUGGCCAGGCCAAGGGGAGGAAAGUCCUCAAAAGGCAGCCCAGCUCCUUGGAUUCCAAUUCAGAUUCAGAUUCGGAUUUUGGGUUGAAACCUUCCAAAUCAGUCGCAGCGAAGAAAUCCAAGCUGGAGGAUGAUGACAGCUUCACCCUCGAUUGUGCAGAGAGCCCCGUCGCAGCCGUGCCCCGCACCAGGCCCGGGCGUCUCAAAAAGCCUGUCCAGUACUUGGAGGAGUCUGAUGAAGAUGAUAUUUUUUGAAUUUUUAUGAAGAUUUUAACCUGCUGAUCCAUAAUCCAGGAACCAGCCUUCAGCAGAGCCCCGGGACAAGCUGCCACCCAAGAGCAGCAGCCCCAACUGGGAAAUCUUUUCACUGAAUUUAAGCUACUCCACAAAUGUUUGGUACAAGUGACUACGGCUCUAUUUUUCUUGGUUUUAAAUAAGUUAGAUUUGUUUAAACAGGAAACUACCCCCCCCCUUUUCUCGUGAAGGCUGGAGCCGUGAGCCCAGCCUAGUGCUGAUGCACUUCCCUCUUCCCCAGGAGCUACCUGGAGUUGUUUCAUACUUUGUGGUCGUUUUAAACUUUAGAACUUAUCAAAUCCUUUAAAAUACCCUCUCGCAUAGAUACCUUCCUCUUUAGAUAGCUUAAAAAUUGAUAAAACACGUAAGCUUUUAACUCAGCAGGGGGAGAACCCCCAACGCUGGUGUUUUCCUCUCUCUUCUGGGGCCCUUUCUGCCUGUGCAGGUCCCCGUUGCUCAACCUCCACCACGUUGGGUUUUAGCCUUUGGGGUUUUUAGAUUUGGGUUGAGGAAAAGGCAGCUUUGUGCAGACUUGUCUCCGCCUGCCAGUUUUAUCUCCUCGUCCCGCUGCCAGGAACCCCCGUGUGCAGCCCAGAGGUCAUCUCCGGGUAAGAUGUUCUGGCUGCCAGAUCUUGGUGCUGGUGAAGAGCCAAAGGGCAUGUCCCUGUUGUGGGAUGGGACAGAGGGACAGAGGCAGGACAGACAGUGGCCAUCCCGGGCUCUCUGCAGGAAAAGCCAGUUGGUUACUCCCAACACGAAGCUUCUCCUGCCCUUUCCUUCCUGGGGACAAACCCCCUGAGCUCCCCCACACUCCUGGAGGAGGAAUGUGGUCCUUUGUGAGGUGGGACCUCUUUGUCACAGAGUGGUCAGACCUUCCAGCGCUCAAGUUCCUCAGCAGAAGCCUCAUCUUCCUCUUCCCAUCCCAAAUAAUUCACUGGAGUAUUUAUUUCUUCACGUUUUGCUUUUCUUAGACCUGUUCUGGAGCACCGUGGGGUAUUUCUUGACUGUCUGUAAAUAUUUUCUGUGUUUUCUUCUUCUUGUCCUGACUUUGUCCCUUUUAAUAUUUAUAUAAUAAAAUUGGUUUGGUUUUUGGUUUUU
Molecule: messenger RNA, 5879 nt
Organism: Calidris pugnax (ruff)
Lineage: Eukaryota; Metazoa; Chordata; Aves; Charadriiformes; Scolopacidae
Gene: TOP2A
Product: topoisomerase (DNA) II alpha
Exons: 35
Coding region: 57-4742 (1561 amino acids)
Biological process (GO): apoptotic chromosome condensation; sister chromatid segregation; DNA topological change
Cellular component (GO): nucleus
Molecular function (GO): ATP binding; DNA binding; DNA topoisomerase type II (double strand cut, ATP-hydrolyzing) activity
Source: RefSeq, a predicted model, not a curated record